CUUCAAAAAACAUUAGAAAAAAAUGGAAUGGAGGAAGUGUUAUUUGGAUGUAAUAUUGGUGCCAUUAGGGUUUAUAAUAUGCAUGGGAUAUCAUAUUUGGUUAUGGCAUAAGGUUAAAAAUCAACCUCUUACUACAAUUAUUGGUACUAAUGCUAAUGGAAGACGUUUGUGGGUUGAAGCCAUCAUGAAGGACAAUGAGAAGAAAAACAUCUUAGCUGUCCAAACACUAAGAAACACAAUUAUGGGAGCAACCUUAAUGGCUACAACAUCAAUCCUUCUAUGUUCUGGUCUUGCAGCUGUAAUAAGCAGCACUUAUAGUGUCAAACAACCACUAAAUGAUGCAAUUUAUGGUGCUCAUGGUGAAUUCAUGGUGGCAUUAAAAUAUGUUACACUUUUACUAAUUUUCCUAUUCUCAUUCCUAUGUCACACAUUGUCAAUUAGGUUCAUUAACCAAGUCAAUUUCCUCAUCAAUUGUCCACAAGACAAUUUGGGAAUUGUGAGUCCAGAGUAUGUGUCUGAGUUGUUGGAAAAAGGAUUUGGUUUGAACACUGUGGGGAAUAGGUUGUUUUAUGCAGCUUUGCCACUUUUGCUUUGGAUAUUUGGUCCUGUUUUAGUGUUCUUGUGUUUUGUUACUAUGGUACCUAUGUUUUAUAAUCUUGAUUUUGUGUGUUCUAAUCAAGAAAAAGGGAAAAUAGAGUACCCUUGUGAGAAUGGGUGUAAUAGUGGUAGUGAUCAAUUUGUGGUUGUGUAAGAAAUGAUAUACUAUGUAUUAUUAUCAAUAUAAAUAUAUAAUUGAACUUUAUCCAAUUUAUAUUA
Molecule: messenger RNA, 816 nt
Organism: Solanum stenotomum
Lineage: Eukaryota; Viridiplantae; Streptophyta; Magnoliopsida; Solanales; Solanaceae
Exons: 2
Coding region: 23-751 (242 amino acids)
Source: RefSeq, a predicted model, not a curated record